AUGGCCAGCAACCGAACGUCAUACCUGGCAGCGGACGGCCUUUCGCAGGCACGCGGCCUGUCGUCGUCCAUCACCUCGCUGUCCUCGAGCCCCUCGACCCGCCAUCCUUCUUCCUCGCACAUCUCCAAGACCUACCGACAGGCCUCCACGCUUUUCCUCACGCGUCGGCUUCCCGAGGCACUGUCGACUGUGCUACCCUUAGUCACGCCGCCUCAAUCCCCAAACGACGGCAGCGAUGACCGCGCGUCUAAUGCUAGCGGGUCGACGGCUACCGUGACGCCGACAGAGCCGGCACCCGUCAUCCGGGCGUCGCGCUCAUCACGGGUCAAGGUGUGGAGUUUGUACUUGACUGUGCUGAACGCGAUUGCUGAGCUGGAGCCGGACGAUGGCAAAGACGCGUUCGGUGCGCAGGAGUGGCGGACGCUGUGCUACAAAGUUCGCUCGGGAGAUAUCUGGGAGGAAGUCAUUCGCAAUGGGUAUCAUGGAGUCGAGGGGGACGUGGAUGCGGAGGUGGUUAUCAAUUUGGCCACCCUCCUCCUCGCACACUCCAAAACCCAGGCUUUGAACCAGAAACGGCUUGAGAACUAUCUCGCCGCGGCCCGCACCCCUAAUCUUGACAUCCCCGCCGACCGCUUCUCCGAAUCCCCACGCCGGUACGCAUCACCAGGGAAGCAACAAACGCCCCGUCGCCCAGCCCCUAGCGGUGCCGACACCCCGCGCGACCUCGCCGCACGUGUCAAGCUCCUCGAGCUCUACACACUUCACGUUCUCCCACGCAACAACGAAUGGGAGUAUGCGCGCGAGUUCAUCAACGUGAGCCCCGUGCUCGACGACGAGCGGCGCGAGGCCUUCCUGCAGGCACUCGACACCCUGCAUGACGAGCAGGCCGAGGCGGAGCGGCGCGAGGAAGAGGAGCGUGCCCAGCGCGAGGAGGCGAUACGUCGGGAUAUCGAGGAGGCGCGGCGGCUGCGGGCGGAGAACGAGGCGAGGGAGAAGAAGCGGCUGGAGGAGGAGCGAGUGCGACGGGAGACGGCGGAGAGGAAUGCGAAGAAGGAGAAGGAAAAACAGAAAUUGACUGCAUCGUCCUCAUCGGCGUCGUCAUUGUCGUCACCGACGGAGGGUGAUUUCGGACUCGACAAGACGCCACCUACAACGCCGGCGCUAAAGAAGACCACUAGGACUGGAAGCAGCAGCAGCUCGGUGCGGUCUAAGAGGCCGCUGCCGCGGCAAGGGGGUGCCGGGAACAGCAGUAGCAGCGCGGUUGUUGCCCCACCCACGCUCAUAUCGCGGGCGACAACGGUGCUGGGGAAUCUUAGCAAAUUGGUCGACGAAGUAGCCCGGGCAUUCCAGACGAAUCCGUACGUGCUGCUGCGGAUGCUGGCAUUUGUGAUUGGGUUGCUGCUGCUGGUGAGCCGGAAGAAGGUGCGGGAAAGGCUGGUACGGAUUAUUGGGGUGAGCUGGAACAAAAUCAAGGCUACGGCGGGGAUGGGAACCAAAGUCAGCUAUAUUUAA
This is a messenger RNA of Dichotomopilus funicola, 1512 nucleotides long. RefSeq lists its product as uncharacterized. NCBI's taxonomy places the organism in Eukaryota, Fungi, Ascomycota, Sordariomycetes, Sordariales, Chaetomiaceae. The coding region runs from base 1 to 1512 and encodes 503 amino acids. The transcript is spliced from 2 exons. The record is from RefSeq and is a predicted model, not a curated record.